AUGGCAGCACCUCCGACACCAUCGCAAGCGGAAGGUUUGAGCGCCACGGACGAGAAGAGGCACCGGUUCUAUGCAUGCGAGUUGAUCCAAGAGGCGGGAAUUCUCCUUCAGUUGCCUCAGGUCGUCUUGGCCACGGCCCAAUCGCUCCUGCAUCGGUUCUACGCACGGCAAAGCUUGUUCGACUUUGAUGCGUUCCGGGCAGCGAUGGGGUGUAUCUUCUUGGCAAGCAAGGCGGAGGAGCAGCCGCGCCGGGUCAAAGACGUCGUUCAGGUGUUCUUCCGCAUGCGGAAUCGUCGCAUGGGCCUCGGGCUUUCGCUCCUGAUGCCGUCGGACCCGCGGUUUGCCACAUGGACCGACUGGCUCGUCAUGGUCGAGCGACAAGUGCUCAUCGAAGUCGGGUUCUCCAUUGACGGCACCACCGAGCACCCACACAAGUUCCUGCUGUACUACAUCAAACUACUCGAGUGCUCCGACGCGUGUGCCCAACAGGCGUGGAACUACGUGAACGACAGCUUCCGCCUCGAUCUCUGCUUGCGGUAUGACGCCCAUGUGAUUGCAUGCGCCGCCAUCAGUCUAGCUGCUCGUGUGCUGCAGCAUGUACUCCCGCUUGGAUGGGAAGAACUGCUCGAAGUAGACGUACCCGACGUGAUCAGCGUGGCCCGUGAGAUGCUGGCGCUGUACGAGCACCCUCGCGUGCGAUGGUUGGAACCAUUGACGGAAGUCAAUCCUUUCGAAGUCACAAGACACGACAAAGUAGAGGCUCCCACGAACCUUCCUCCAGUGGAACAUCCAGCAGUGCCGCCGCAGCCACCGCCGCCGGCCGUGAUCGCAAGGACACCGCUCGUCAACCGGAUGCAAGCCCCGAGCUACGACGAUCCCAUCAUCGUACCCGUCGAAGCGCUAGCAGAGACAGAGAUCGCUGUCGCAGCGAUCGACGCAGUAGGAGCAGAACACGACGAGACAUCCGCCGGGACGACGACGACAGACGCUACCGUCGCCGGAGUCGAAGCCAAGAGCAGCGAUACCACUCACGUCGUCGAAGUUAGGCGGAAUUAA
Messenger RNA from Aphanomyces astaci, 1056 nucleotides. RefSeq lists its product as hypothetical. Bases 1 to 1056 code for a protein of 351 amino acids. The record is from RefSeq and is a predicted model, not a curated record. Gene Ontology annotation, cellular component: nucleus. Gene Ontology annotation, molecular function: cyclin-dependent protein serine/threonine kinase regulator activity. NCBI's taxonomy places the organism in Eukaryota, Oomycota, Saprolegniomycetes, Saprolegniales, Verrucalvaceae. The transcript is spliced from 2 exons. Gene Ontology annotation, biological process: regulation of transcription by RNA polymerase II.